Messenger RNA from Folsomia candida, 3477 nucleotides. RefSeq names its product plasma membrane calcium-transporting ATPase 2. Gene Ontology annotation, cellular component: membrane; intracellular membrane-bounded organelle. The transcript is spliced from 17 exons. The record is from RefSeq and is a predicted model, not a curated record. Gene Ontology annotation, molecular function: ATP hydrolysis activity; ATP binding; heme binding. NCBI's taxonomy places the organism in Eukaryota, Metazoa, Arthropoda, Collembola, Entomobryomorpha, Isotomidae. Gene Ontology annotation, biological process: calcium ion transmembrane transport; regulation of cytosolic calcium ion concentration. Bases 106 to 3477 code for a protein of 1123 amino acids.
UGAGCACUGUUCUCUAAAAAAAGGUCAUUUUCCUCUCCAAUUUCCCCUUCAAAUUUUACUCACAUACAAAAUUUCUCUGCAGGGUGACUGCUUCCUCGACCAAAAAUGUCGGCCCCACCACCACCGCCGCCGGCAGCAGCAGCCUCCACACCCACGUCCUUCAAUCAGACGAGGAUGGAGCUCCGCACGCUGAUGGAACUCCGUGGGGCUGAGGGUUACGAAAAGGUGACGGAACUGGGCGGUGUGGCCACGUUGUGCAGCGACCUCUGCACCGACGUGACCACCGGCCUCAGCGGGGCAGCCGACGACCUCGCCAAACGACACGACACCUUCGGAGCCAACACUCUUCCCGAGAAGAAGUCCGUCUCCUUCCUCAUGCUCUGCUGGGAGGCCAUGCAAGACUUGACGCUCAUCAUCCUCAUCAUUUCCGCGGCCGUGUCACUGGCGCUCUACUUCGUGACGACGUACCUCCUCGAACACCCGGGUGGUGAUGACAGCGAAGAGUCGCAGGAGUGGAUCGACUCCGCCGCCAUUUUUGCUUCCGUGGUCGUCGUCGUCUUCGUCUCAGCGGGGAACGAUUACGUCAAGGAGAAGCAGUUUCGUGGUUUGCAGAAUAAGAUUGCGGCGGACCAUAAUUUUGCCGUGAUUCGCGGCGGCGAAAGUAUCCAGAUUCCCGUCACAGAUAUCGUCGUGGGGGAUAUAGCGCAGAUCAAGUAUGGCGAUCUUGUCCCCGCGGAUGGGAUUCUGAUUGCGUCGAAUGACCUGAAAAUUGACGAGUCCUCGCUGACCGGGGAGUCCGACCAUGUGAAAAAGACGGAGACGACGGACCCCAUGAUUUUGUCGGGAACACAUGUGAUGGAAGGCAGCGGAAAAUUCGUGGUGGUCGCGGUGGGUGUGAAUUCGCAGACAGGCAUCAUUUUCGCCCUCCUCGGAGCCACGGGGGAAGAGAAGGAAACUCCAAAAGCCGAAAAACCCAAGGGUGGCGAACGCGAUCUGCGCAAAUCGAUGGCUGAUUUACGAAAAUCGAUCCGCAGUUCGUUAAAAAUGGGGUCGAACAAGGACUUGGCGGUGAAAGAGGACGUUCCGGUGGCGUCGGAUGAUGGGAAAUCCGUCCUGGCCAAUAAAUUGUCCAAGUUGGCCGUGCAGAUUGGUUACAUGGGCAUGCUUUUCGCCGCUGUGAGCUUCAUCGUCCUCAUGUUCCGCUUUUGCGUGGAGACGUACGCCAUUCAGGAGGAACCCUUCAGACCCAGCCACGUCUCCGAGUGGGUGACCUUUUUCAUCACGGCAAUCACCAUUCUGGUCGUGGCAGUCCCGGAAGGUCUGCCUCUCGCCGUGACGCUCUCUCUCGCCUACUCAGUUCGGAAAAUGAUGAAAGACAACAACCUCGUGCGACAUUUGGACGCUUGUGAAACGAUGGGAAAUGCCACGACGAUCUGUUCCGACAAGACGGGAACUUUAACGACGAAUCGCAUGACGGUGGUGCAAUCCUACGUGUGCGGCGAGCUGUAUGUAACCACACCUCCAAAAUUUGACUCUCUACCCGCCAACGUGGGCGAGGUUCUCGUCCAAGCGAUCUCGUACAACACGGCCAGCACAUCGCUCGUCAUGCCUGGAACGCAACCCGGGGAGCCGGUGACGCAGCUGGGGAACAAAACCGAGUGCGCCCUGCUGGGCUACGUGCAGGACAUGGGUCAGAGCUACGCCGCUCUGAGGGAACAACUCCCCGAGGAAAAGUACACCAUCGUCUAUACCUUCAACUCAGUGCGCAAGUCCAUGAGCACGGUCAUCCCCAAACCAGGCGGCGCCGGUGGAUUCCGCCUCUUCACGAAGGGAGCGUCGGAAAUCGUGCUCCAAAAAUGCACAAAAAUCAUGGGGCCGUCCGGAUCUAUUGACGCGUUUGGAAAAGAAGGGAUCGAUCGCGUCUACAAAGAAGUAAUCGAGCCCAUGGCGGCACAAGCUUUGCGGACAAUCUGUGUGGCGUACAAGGACAUUGACGGGACGCCGAACUGGGACAAUGAGGACGCCAUCGUGAAGGAGUUGACGUGCAUUUGCAUCGUGGGGAUCGAAGACCCCGUUCGACCCGAGGUCCCCGACGCCAUUCUGACCUGUCAACGGGCCGGGAUCGUGGUGCGAAUGGUGACGGGAGACAAUGUCGCCACGGCGAGGUCGAUCGCGCAAAAGUGUGGCAUCAUCGAGCCGGGCAGUGACCUCCUCGUCAUUGAGGGCAAAGAUUUCAACGCCCAGAUUCGCGACGAGUCAGGCGAAGUGUCGCAAGCCUUGUUGGACAAGAUUUGGCCCAGGUUGAGAGUCAUGGCGAGAUCAAGUCCCACGGAUAAGUACACCCUCGUCAAGGGGAUUAUCGAGUCCAAUUUUGAAAAUAACCGACAAGUCGUCGCCGUGACGGGAGACGGAACGAAUGACGGCCCAGCGUUAAAAAAGGCGGACGUUGGUUUCGCCAUGGGCAUCACUGGGACUGACGUGGCGAAGGAAGCGUCCGAUAUCAUCUUAACCGACGAUAACUUCACCUCCAUCGUGAAGGCCGUCAUGUGGGGCAGAAAUGUGUACGAUUCGAUCGCUAAAUUCCUCCAGUUUCAACUCACCGUGAACGUGGUCGCCGUCGUGGUCGCGUUUUUGGGGGCCUGUGCGAUCAGCACGAGUCCCUUGAAGGCGGUCCAAAUGCUCUGGGUGAACUUGAUUAUGGACACUUUUGCCUCUUUGGCACUCGCGACGGAAAUGCCGACGCCGGAAUUGCUCUUGCGAAAACCGUACGGGCGGACGAAACCCUUGAUUUCGCGAGUCAUGCUAAAAAACAUUCUGGGCGGAUCGAUUUACCAAUUAAUCGUCAUUUUUACUCUGCUGUUUUGGGGCGACUCAUUGAUGGAUAUCGACGACGGAUCCUACGACAAAGUUCCGACGCCCCAUUUGACCAUUAUUUUCAACACGUUCGUCAUGAUGACGCUGUUUAAUGAAAUUAACGCGAGGAAAAUUCACGGACAGAGGAACGUUUUCAAGGGAUUUUUCUCAAACCCCAUGUUCUACGGGAUUUGGACGCUCACAUUCGCAGCACAAGUGUUCAUCGUGGUUAUUGGUGGUCGCUGGUUUUUCGUGUACCCAUUGACUGCGGAACAAUGGUUGUGGUGUGUCGCGUUUGGGGUGGGAACCCUCUUCUGGUUUCAGAUCGUGACCUCUUUCCCCACCAAAUGGGUCCCAGAUUUGAUGAAGAAGAGAUCGGCAAAGCCCAAGACUGGUGGGAAGGGUGACACCGGUCCGGUGCAGGAUGUCAAUUGGGUGCCAGGAAUCACAGCGGUGCAAUCGACGGAUGACGGAGCAACGUUGCAACAAAAGCCGGCUUCCUCCAUGGCUGUACCUCCCCCAGCGGCAGCUCCAUCCUCAGAGCCGUCCCCACCCCCAAAUGAGGAUGGCACGGACGUCUCAAUCGUCGAAAUGGCUACGUCAAAGAAGAAGAAGCAUCAUUAA